AUGGCUUUGGUUCGUGAACGUCGUCAGCUAAAUCUCCGUCUUCCUCUUCCUCCGAUUCCCGACCGCCGCUUCUCUGCUACCUCCGCCACCACCACCGUCGCGACCUCUGCUGCUGCCUGUAACGGCAUCUCCGCCGCCGAUCUCGAUAAACUCAACGUUCUCGGAUGCGGAAACGGCGGGAUUGUCUACAAAGUCCGUCACAAGAACACGGCGGAGCUCUACGCACUGAAAACAGUCAACGGCGACAUGGAUCCGGUUUUAACCAGGCAAUUGAUGCGCGAGAUGGAGAUCCUCCGCCGCACGGACUCUCCGUACGUAGUCCGGUGUCACGGAAUCUUCGAGAAACCGGUCGUCGGCGAAGUAUCGAUUCUCAUGGAGUAUAUGGACGGAGGAACCUUAGAAUCUCUCCGCGGCGCCGUAACGGAGCAGAGACUCGCCGGAUUCGCUAGACAGAUCUUAAAAGGAUUGAGCUAUUUGCACGCUCUCAAAAUCGUUCACAGAGACAUCAAACCGGCGAAUCUCCUCCUCAAUUCGAAGAACGAGGUCAAAAUCGCCGAUUUCGGAGUCAGCAAAAUCUUAGUCCGAUCGUUGGACUACUGCAAUUCGUACGUCGGGACUUGCGCUUACAUGAGCCCGGAGAGAUUCGAUUCGGAAUCGGCCGGAGGAAGCUCCGGCGACGUGUACGCCGGAGAUGUAUGGAGUUUCGGAUUGAUGAUGCUUGAGCUUCUCGUCGGCCACUUUCCGUUACUCCCGCCGGGACAGAGACCGGACUGGGCGACGCUAAUGUGCGCCGUGUGUUUCGGAGAACCUCCGAGAGCGCCGGAGGGGUGCUCCGAGGAGUUCCGGGGUUUCGUCGACUGCUGUCUCCGUAAGGAUUCGAGUAAGAGAUGGACGGCGCCGCAGCUUCUCGGCCAUCCUUUUCUCCGGGAAGAUGUUUGA
Microthlaspi erraticum is the source of this 939-nucleotide messenger RNA. The record is from the annotation of a GenBank genome assembly. Lineage: Eukaryota; Viridiplantae; Streptophyta; Magnoliopsida; Brassicales; Brassicaceae.